Messenger RNA from Suillus bovinus, 886 nucleotides. RefSeq lists its product as uncharacterized. The coding region runs from base 345 to 800 and encodes 151 amino acids. The transcript has a single exon. NCBI's taxonomy places the organism in Eukaryota, Fungi, Basidiomycota, Agaricomycetes, Boletales, Suillaceae. The record is from RefSeq and is a predicted model, not a curated record.
CGUUACGAAGAUGCAGGUCUACAACUCGAAACAACUGAACGCACAACAGAUAUAGUUCGUUUCUGGGAGGUAUGUCAUACAAUUCAUUCAUUGACGAUUGUUAUGUAGCAAAAAGGGCACACGUUCCUGCUUCUGGUUCGCGUUGCUAAGGAUGUCCUACCUGCUCAGGCUUCAUCCGUGCCUUCCGAGUGUAUAUUUUCAUCCAGCAAAGAGACCUGUACUCUGUGGCGCAGUAACCUAUCUCCGACCACACAUUGCAUGAAGCACUACAAGUUCUGAAGUUCGUCUACAAGCAAGACUACACAAUAUGUGGGCCUGUGACUCCGAAAGCUGUUGACGAGCUGAUGGCUACUGGGAAUCUUCAAGAGCUCGAUCAGUUGCUCGCGAAUGCAAAGGACAUUGGUUCUGUCUGCUCAUUGUGUAGCUACGUCGCUGUAUCGCUGGCUUCUCAUUGGCUGGACUACCGGUCCGUAUCACUCCCGAACUCGUUACCAAUUCGCGAGUCAAACAAGGCACAAUUCGUGAGGUCAAUUUCCCACAUCGACUCGCCUCGGCGGCAACUCUGUCUGUGGUGUAUGUCUCAUCUCUGUGCUCUACAUUCCAAAUGUAACCCGUAUUCCGUCUCCCUUUUCAAAUUACCACAUCGAUUCGGCUCGGCGGCAACUCUGUCUAUGAUGUGUGCCCUCUACAUUCGAAUUGUAACCUCCCUGAAUAUUGCAACCGUCGGUAUUCAAUUUGGUGCAUUUGUCCUAAUCGUAGGAUAUGGAUUCUCUUGCAUCACACACAUGCAGGCAAACUAGAAAACAAACCAUUCCGCUUUUUCUCAAAAGUGUGAAUCGAAGGGAAUCUAAACGAUGGUGAGCUAGCAUUCGACGGCUUCCGCGAC